Molecule: messenger RNA, 1828 nt
Organism: Astyanax mexicanus (Mexican tetra)
Lineage: Eukaryota; Metazoa; Chordata; Actinopteri; Characiformes; Acestrorhamphidae
Product: testis-specific serine/threonine-protein kinase 6-like
Exons: 4
Coding region: 257-1606 (449 amino acids)
Biological process (GO): intracellular signal transduction; protein phosphorylation
Cellular component (GO): cytoplasm
Molecular function (GO): protein serine/threonine kinase activity; ATP binding
Source: RefSeq, a predicted model, not a curated record
AAAAUGUGCUGCUCUGUUUUAACAUCAGAAUCACAGAUUUUACGGUAAAACUCUGGCUUGUAAAAAGGCGCAGGCCGCGCAGCUGGUGAAGUGACGUCAUUCGCGCGAACGUUCCUCGCGUUUAUGACGUCACCGCGGCGCGUUAUAAAAGGCGCGCUCUCCGUCGCGAGCUCAGUGCGUGUAGUUAUAAAGCUCCGUAAAGCGAGAGAUAGAGAAAUAUAGAUUUAUUCUACCCAACAGCUUUUAUUAGUACAGGAUGGCAUGGAGAGAAAUUCGCAGAAUAAGUGCGGAAGUUGAAACCAAUCGUAUGCUGGAAAGCUUCGGCUACACAGUGCUGGGCAACAUCGGCGGUGGGAGUUUUGGUCAAGUUAAGGUGGCCACCUCCAUUAAGCACUACAAACACGUGGCCAUCAAAAUACUGGACCGCAGAAGGAUGUCUUCCACCGAAGCUAAAUACUUUCUGGAACGGGAACUCGCCAUUCUCAGAAUACUCAGACACCCGAACAUUGUUCAGGUGUAUGAAAUCAUUGCGAUGCCCACCGGGAAGGUCUUUAUUGUCAUGGAGGCUGCCGAGACGGAUCUCGCUAAAAAGCUCAAGAGAGUCGCAAACAUCCCAGAGAACCAGGCCAAAAAAUGGUUCUCGCAGCUCGUUAGUGCGAUGGUCUACAUGCAUGAGAAGGACAUCGUCCAUCGCGAUAUUAAAUGUGAAAACGUGCUGCUGACCGUUGACAACCAGGUCAAAUUUACGGACUUCGGUUUAUCUGACUUUUCACUAGGCUUCCCCAUGCUAACACAAUGUGGGACCUUUCACUACCUGGCACCUGAGAUUCUUAUGGGUGUGCCCUACAACGCAAAGAAGAGCGACGUAUGGAGCCUGGGUGUACUUCUUUUCGUGAUGCUCACCGGACGCCUCCCAUUCAGAACCUGUCGUCCCAAAGACCUUCUGCGGCUGCAGCACAGAACGUUGGAUUAUCCAUGGUGGCUAGACAUUGGGCGAUCUUGCCGGGAUUUGCUCUCCAAGAUGCUGGAGGUCAACCCUAAUAAGCGGCCUUCGAUGGCGAUGGUGGCACAACACCCCUGGCUGCUGCCUUGCUAUAAAAGGUUGCUGCUUGGCUGCAGAAGUCCUUCCAGAAAUGCGGAGCCCUCCACCAGUAAAGAAGCACCCAAACCUGCACCAGCUGCUCCAAAAGUAGAGCCGGAACUCUUGAAGCAGCAGCCUGGACCUUCAUCCUCUGUGAGCAAUGAGGCAGAGAGAAAGUCAUCGUCUGCCUCGGAGGAGGACGUUUUCUUCUCUGCUCUGGAGCAUAUCGAGGAAGAGUCUCCAGCUUCUCCUUCCUCAGAUAAAGAAUUAGUGAAUGCUGAUUCUGAAGUGGACCACAGUGCAGCAGCUGCUGCAGGUGUGGAGGAUGCAAAAGAGAAGUCCGGCUGCUUUGCAUCACUUCGAGAGAGGCUGAAGAAGAUUUUUAGAUCCACAUCUUCAUCAGCAGAAGAUGCUCCCCCACAGCCCACAAAGAGAGAGGGAGUCUGGAGGCUGAGAUUCCCUUGGUUUAAAAUCCAGAGGAAACAGCCUAGAAAACGCAGUGCUGCUAAAUGGUAUUUGGAAUAGCACCCACCCCCUUCAUUUGAGUUGGUAAUAUGAUUUCCCACACAGCUUUAUUUUAAAGUUUGAACGUACCAGUCAGAUUAUAUUAUUAUUUAUUUUAUGUUUGGUGUGCAAUAAAGUAAAACAACCUCUUCUAUACAGGUUAUUAUUAAAAGGAAAACAUGGCGACACACUUGCUCACUGAACUGAACUGAUGCUGACAAGAAAUAAAUAUUAUUUGAAACA